GAUUCUGAUUCGACGCCGGUCUAAGGCGGUGUCCGCGGUGCUCGUAAAUUAGUAUUUGACGUCCUAUUUCUUAGCUAUUGCAGUUUUACCACUCACCGCCCCACUCUUCUUCCCUACUAUUUAUAGCAAAGUUGUACUAUCUGGAAAACUUGGAUGUUGUCGAGGGGGCUGGUUUCUCAGAGAAUAUUCUCUGGUUUCACUCUAGCACUCUAUUCUCGUUCUUCUUCCUCUUCGCAUUAUCAUUCUUCACCUCAUCAUCUAAUUUCUUCCAGAAGCUUUCUUCUUCUCCGGUCUCGCUCCAUCUCUUUCAGCAGCUCACUGGUUCACUCCACCAUGCAACGGAAACAGCCAAGGAGUGCAGCUAGAGGACAAAGAUGGAUAGAGAAGCCAAAAUCUGACAGGCCUUCAUCAACUGCGAAAGAGGUUUCUUCUGUAGGAGGUGUGGAAGCUGUGACUGAUAAAUUUAGUUCAUUAAGCAUUCCUCAAAAUGAUGGAGAGUCCAGUGUUCCUCCCCCAGAUCAACAGUUUGCCGGGGUAGGAUUGGUGAACAACAAUCCGAGACAGGGCGUUUGGGAGACGAAGUCAUAUGGAACAACAAGUGGGGCAACGGCUGUAGAAGUUGAAAAAGGACCAGCUGCUCAAGUGGUGGGUCCGGCUCAGGGGGGUGAAGCUCAAGCAGCAUCAGGUGGAUUAAAUAAUGCUGUCUUGAGCAAAUUGUUUAAGGGUAAUUUACUGGACAACUUCACUGUGGACAAUUCAACAUACUCGCAUGCGCAAAUAAGAGCUACCUUUUACCCCAAAUUUGAAAAUGAGAAGUCUGAUCAUGAGAUUAGAGUAAGAAUGAUAGAGAUGGUGUCGAAAGGCUUGGCCACAUUGGAGGUAUCACUCAAGCAUUCUGGAUCUCUUUUCAUGUAUGCUGGACAUGAGGGAGGAGCAUAUGCUAAGAACAGCUUUGGCAACGUUUACACUGCUGUUGGUGUUUUUGUGCUUGGGAGGACUUUUCACAAGGCAUGGGGUGCUCAAGCAACCAAGAAGCAAGCAGAGUUCAAUGAAUUUCUCAAUCGGAAUCGCAUGUGCAUAUCAAUGGAACUGGUAACUGCUGUACUAGGAGACCAUGGACAACGUCCUCGAGAAGAUUAUGUGGUUGUGACAGCAGUCACAGAAUUGGGCAUUGGGAGACCAAAAUUUUAUUCUACUCCAGAAAUAAUAGCUUUUUGCCGGAAGUGGCGUCUUCCAACAAAUCAUGUCUGGUUGCUCUCCACCAGGAAGUCGGUGACAUCCUUUUUUGCUGCAUACGAUGCAUUGUGUGAAGAAGGAACAGCAUCUCCUGUUUGUCAGGCUCUUGACGAAGUUGCAGAUAUAUCUGUUCCAGGAUCAAUAGACCACAUAAAGGUACAAGGCGAAAUUUUAGAAGGUCUUGUGGCUCGCAUAGUAAGCCAUGAAAGUUCAAAAGACAUGGAACAAGUUCUAAGGGAUUUUCCUUUACCUACUGUGGAUGAAGAUGCAAAAGAUUUAGGAGCUAGCCUGCGAGAAAUUUGUGCUGCAAAUAGAUCUGAUGAGAAGCAGCAAAUCAAGGCACUUCUGCAGAGCGUUGGCACUUCCUUCUGCCCAAACUAUCUGGAUUGGUUUGGGAAUGAAGGGUCCGACCCACAUUCAAGAAAUGUUGAUCGUUCGGCUCUUACAAAGUUCCUGCAAGCACAGCCUGCUGAUUUUUCUACAAUAAAGUUGCAGGAAAUGAUUCGCUUGAUGCGCGAAAAACGCUAUCCAGCUGCUUUUAAAUUGUACCAUAACUAUCAAAAGAUCAACUCUGUCUCUAGCAAUAAUCUUCAUUUCAAAAUGGUGAUCCAUGUACACAGUGAUUCAGCAUUUCGGCGAUAUCAAAAAGAGAUGAGGAACAAACCAGGACUGUGGCCACUUUAUCGAGGUUUCUUUGUCGACUUAAACUUAUUCAAGGCAGACAAGGAAAAGGCAGCUGAAAUUGCUGGAACGGAGAAGGGUGCAAAAAAAGUUGAUGAGAAUAAUGGCACUUUCACAAAUGAGAGUUUAGCUGAUGAAGAUGCAAAUCUGAUGAUCAAGUUGAAAUUUCUCACAUAUAAGUUGCGAACCUUUUUGAUCAGGAAUGGCUUGUCUAUUCUCUUUAAAGAAGGUCCAUCUGCCUACAAAGCCUACUAUUUGAGACAAAUGAAGAUAUGGAAUACUUCACCUACAAAGCAAAGGGAAUUGAGCAAAAUGCUCGAUGAAUGGGCAGUAUACAUACGCAGAAAGUAUGGACACAAAAUGCUGUCUUCUUCUGUAUACCUUAGUGAGGCUGAGCCUUUUCUGGAGCAAUAUGCAAAGCGCAGUCCACAAAAUCAAGCUUUGAUAGGAUCUGCUGGAAACUUAGUAAGAUCAGAAGACUUCUUGGCCAUUAUUGAGGGAGGAAGAGAUGAAGAGGGUGACCUUGAGCAAGAGAGGGAUGCAGGACCAGUAACUACAGUUAAGGACAGAGUUGCCAAGGAUGAGGGCCUCAUUGUCUUCUUUCCAGGAAUACCUGGUUGUGCAAAAUCUGCGCUUUGUAGGGAAAUUUUAAAUGCCCCUGGAGUCCUUGAGGAUGACCGACCAGUUAACACUUUGAUGGGUGAUCUUAUAAAAGGUAGGUAUUGGCAGAAGGUUGCUGAUGAACGCCGGAGAAAGCCUUAUUCGAUAAUGCUUGCCGACAAGAAUGCACCGAACGAGGAAGUUUGGAAACAGAUUGAGGACAUGUGCCGACGCACCAAAGCUUCUGCAGUUCCGGUCGUACCAGAUUCAGAAGGAACCGAAUCAAAUCCAUUUUCACUUGACGCACUUGCUGUUUUCAUACAUCGAGUGCUUCGCCGUGUUAAUCAUCCGGGGAACCUUGACAAGUCCUCUCCAAAUGUUGGCUAUGUGUUGCUGAUGUUUUACCACCUUUACCAGGGCAAGAGCCGCAAGGAGUUUGAGGCCGAGUUAAUUGAACGUUUUGGCUCUCUUGUGAAGAUGCCUUUACUGAAGCCUAAUAGGUCUCCUCUACCUGUUUCUGUGAGUUCUGUUUUGGAAGAGGGGAUAAACCUGUACAAGCUUCACACAAUCAGGCAUGGAAGAUUGGAGUCAACCAAAGGAACCUAUGCAACAGAAUGGACUAAAUGGGAGAAGGAAUUGCGAGAGAUUUUAUCAAGCAAUUCUGAGUACCUUGAUUCGGUGCAGGUUCCAUUUGAAUUUGCUGUCAAGCAAGUCUUGGAACAACUAAAAGCAGUUGCAAAGGGUGAGUAUUCAGCACCAGUAAUUGAGAAAAGAAGGCUUGGGGCUAUUGUAUACGCUGCUGUGAGUUUGCCUGUUGCAGAAAUCCAUGAAUUCCUCCAAAGGAUAGCUGAGAAGGAUCCUGACGUUGAAACCUUCUUCAAGGAGAAAAACCUGAAGGAUAGUCUCACAAAAGCUCAUGUGACGCUGGCUCACAAGAGAAGUCAUGGUGUUACUGCUGUUGCAAAUUAUGGCUCGUUUCUUAAUCAAAAGGUACCUGUGGAUAUAACUGCGCUACUAUUUUCUGGGAAAUUGGCAGCAUUAGAAGCUCACACAGGCUCGGUAAAUGGUGAAAAGAUAACUUCUAAAAACCAGUGGCCUCAUGUCACAUUAUGGACUGGUGAAGGAGUUGCAGCCAAAGAUGCCAACGCAUUGCCACAGUUAGUUACGGAAGGGAAGGCUACUCGUGUAGGGAUUGAUCCCCCCAUCACGAUAACUGGCGUCCUACAAUUCUUUUAAGUUCCAUGUUUCAAGAUAAUCUAGGCCAUGCAGUUACCCGAGUACAAAGUGGCCUUUUGAGCAUUUUUGGCGGAUUCCAUGUAUAUAAUAAGCCGAGCUGAUACAGUUUUGUAGUCUGUAUUUGCAGUUCCAUAGGAAUUAUACAUGCCUCGACUCCGCAAAUAAGAGAAAAAAAAAUGCAAAAUUUCAGAUCCUUUCCACUCUCACGGACUUGAGAAAGGAGACCAUGCUUUGCAGUUGGAGGGAUGGAUCAUGGAAUAUCGACAGUCUGUGGAGUUGUCACGGCAUUUUGAUUCACAAUUCUUUGCUCUUCUGUUUUCUUUUUCUUUUUUUUUUUUUAUAGGGUCCUAGCUUUAUUUGAGUGGGAAAUCUUUUGGUAGGGAGCAGAAAUCCAGAAACGGUCAACAAUUUCGUAUAAGUUGCAGUUUAAUGUUCAUGAGCCGGGGCGUUGUUGUGUCUCUAUGCUCGCAUUCUAAAUAUGGUUAGUAAUAACAUUUUGCCCCCUCAAUGAAAAACAAUAAGCUCUUUGCCUACUUGAGAAUA
Molecule: messenger RNA, 4296 nt
Organism: Coffea eugenioides
Lineage: Eukaryota; Viridiplantae; Streptophyta; Magnoliopsida; Gentianales; Rubiaceae
Product: tRNA ligase 1
Exons: 27
Coding region: 154-3753 (1199 amino acids)
Biological process (GO): tRNA splicing, via endonucleolytic cleavage and ligation
Molecular function (GO): RNA ligase (ATP) activity
Source: RefSeq, a predicted model, not a curated record